AGAAAGGAUCUCUCACUAACAACAGCUGCCUCUAGAUGGAGUGACUCAUAUCCUGAGAACAGGGCACACCUCACCUUCUCGCUCUGGAGUCAACUCUAAUUCUAAGUACUGUACUCAGCAGUGUAUGAAAAUUGUCUCAUUUUGCCGCUGUUCACUUCAGGAAACUGAAAGUGAAGAGCCUUAAGUUCCAUUCACAUAUCACAGAGAGAUGACUUUCGUAUUGCUGAGGGUGUUUGUGAAUGGGACUUGCUAUAUGCCAAUACAGUGGUACCUCGGGUUACAUAUGCCUCAGGUUACAUACGCUUCAGGUUACAGACUCCGCUAACCCAGAAAUAGUGCUUCAGGUUAAGAACUUUGCUUCAGGAUGAGAACAGAAAUUGGGCUCCGGCGGUGCAGCGGCAGCAGGAGGCCCCAUUAGCUAAAGUGGUGCUUCAGGUUAAGAACAGUUUCAGGUUAAGAACGGACCUCCGGAACGAAUUAAGUACUUAACCCGAGGUACCACUGUAUAACAAUUUACUUCAACUCCUGCAAGAAAGAAUAAGGCCCUAUUACACUGCAAGCAUAUGCUGGCUUCAUUUCACUUCAUCUGCCAUGGCUUCCCUCAGAAAAUCCUGAGUGUUAGGAUGGAACUGGGAAGACCAGAGUUCAAAUUUCCACCCAGCCAUGAAGCUCUUUGCUGGGGCAAAUGAUUACCCCUAAAUCUAACCUACCUCACAAAGUUGCUCUAAAGAGGUUAUCCUAUACAGGCAACCUCCAAUUGGGGGGGAGGUUUGCAUUCCUGCCCCCCUCCCCGCCAGCAGGUUGGCGGAGCACGCAUAAGCCUACCCUUUUCCGCCCCUGUUCUGCUCUCUUCUGGGUCCAAAACAACCCACACAUCGGUAGUUGUGUGUCAAUUGAACACACACAAAAUGGUCACCACUUGUAUGAGACUGGAAUAAAAAUGUGAAAAGUAUUUUUUGAACAAUAGCUAAAUAAUGGAAUAAUGCAAAUUACAAUAUUUUCAGAAAAUCACUAGUACUAAAACAAUAUGAAUAAGUAUUGCAUGUAAAUCAGAGCAUAUGCAUUGCUUUUGAACUGCAGCCUAUUUUACUAAUGUAUUAACAUGUGACUAAUUGUAUUUUUUUAUUGUGAUUUUAUUGUAUGUUGAUUUCUUAAUGGCUUUGACCUCCAUGGAGGCCUUCUUGUUGAAUGAAUAUUUAUUUAUUUUAAAUAAAUAAAUAAAUGUUUUUAUUUAUUUUGUGAGAAUGCAAGACCUAUUUAAUUAUUUUAUACCAAGGUCCCAAUAUAUUAAAAUAAGAAAUAUCUUCAAUAUAAUUAAUAUUUCAUAUUCAAGAACUGUCUGCAAAUAUUAAUCAACUUGAUCCAUCUGCAGGCAGAGAAACAUGGGAGCUGUUGUCUUGGAGUGCCAUCUUGUGGCCAAAUCAAAGUAAGUAAAAUCUUAUUGUGGAAAUGUUUAAUGUAAACUGCAUAUUUUAUGGCAAGGUGAGGAAGUAUUCUGCAUUUAGUGGUGAACUUCCUAGUAGUGCCUCCUGUUUGCUGCGAUUCCUACAAAAAAAUCUGGACUAGGUAAACCUUGGCCUGAUCCAGCAAUGCACUUUGGAUGUUCUUAAGCAAAUGCUCAUAUCCAAAUCACUGAAUAAAUUAUUAGUUAUGACUGUACUGCCAAGCAUAUCUGAGAAUACAUACACUUUUUCUUUGUAAAUUUAAAAUAAUUUAGUGGUUCAUGGGAAUGAUAGAUAUAGAUAUAGAUAUAGAUAUAGAUAUAGAUAUAGAUAUAGAUAUAGAUAUAGAUAUAGAUAUAGAAUAGAUAUAGAUAUAAUGUAGAUUAUAGCCACUGUGGUGUAGCAGUUAAGAGUGUCAGACCUGAGAGACCAAGGUUUAUAUCCCUACUCAACUAUAAAGCUCACUUAAGCCAGUCACUCACUAAUCCACCUCACAGGGUUAUUGUGAGGGAGAACUAUGCAUGCCGCCUUGAGCUCCUUGGAGGAAUAUAAAUGCAAUAAGUAAGUAAGUAAUCUGGACCCUGUGGUAUGGAGACACCCAAAUAUGUCAUCUCAUUACAUUAAAUGCCUUCCAUAGCUUUCCUCACAAGCUGCAGCACUGACAGUAUGAUCAUUGUGACCUGAGAUGCGUAUCUGCAGUGCAUGGCAAUAAAUGUCCAACUGUACCCUGAUACUUCUUGGAAACCCUGACAAGUCAUAAGUACAGUGAUAAAUAUUUGUCAAACACAAACCAGAAAGCUAAAGUGACACCUCUGAUAAAUCAUCUGCACUCGCUGUCUCAAUGCUACUGGGACAGGUUCAAGGUUCUUGUAUCAAUAUAGAAACAGAUAUAUCAAGACUAUUGCCUAGACCAGUGGUCCCCAUUUAGUACUGUUUUUCAAAAGCCAUGCCAUGGACCCCCCUUUUUUUAAAUAAUAAUAAAUAAUAAUAAUAUAUCAAUGGUAGUUUUUGUUAUGUGAAUGGUGCCAGGGACCCCCUGGAUGGGUUACUUCUGACAUCAGGAGUGGCCCAAGCCUUUUUGUUGCCUGAGGUGAAUGACAAUAUGGUAUAUUCCCCAUUCUGUACCAAAAAAUGUAAGUAGACUGAUAGCUGAAUAUUACUUCAGCAUUGGUGAUGGAACAGAGUCCUCCACCGCACACUCGGGCAGCAAGCUAGCAUAGAGGCUGCAGGGCAGCCCAUGUAGCACACAUUUCUAGCCACUUUCUUCCCCUUACAAUUUGCCUUGUGAAGCAGCUGUCUCACUCUGCCCCAUGAAACAGCCGGCCCUGUCUGAUAUACCAGGCUCUGGUAGCAUAAGUCAUUUUUUAAAAGGAUCAAAAUCAAGUCCUUCAGCCAGGAACAGAAUAACCAUUUAAUUUAGCCUAUAUCCCCUGUGCAGCUAUUGAAAAGUUAAAGAAUUGCAAGAUCCUAGGCAUUAAUGGGCUUGGAGGGGCAUUUUACAAGUCUUUUAGUGGGGUUUGAGUCUGCUUUUUUUAAAGCAACCUAAUGAAAUCUUAGAAUGGAGUGUGAUUCCAGAAAUGUGGUGCUGAUUGAACCUCAUAGCCAUAUUAAAACCAGGUAAUGAUCCCUUCUCUCAAGGGUAGUACCACCAUAUUGAUCUCUUAAUAUGCUAAAUUCCUCACUUCCAACCUAGCAGCCCAGCUUAAUAUUUCCUUUCCUUUCCUUACUUUACUUUACUUUACUUUACAGAAUAUACUGGAAUAGACCAGACUGGCUUUAUGCCAAGAUGUCAAUUGUCAAAUUCUGUGAGGAAAUACUAUUCUUUAUAACAAAAUCAAUUCCCUCAGCUUUAUUAUCGCUUUAUGCUCUUCACGUUUUGUAUCACUUAGAAUGGCCAAUUUUAAUGACACUCCUACAUAAAUUAAAUGUUAGAUCAAAUUUUUUGAAUGCAAUCCAACAAUUCUAUUCAUCUUCAGAAGCUAUGGCUAGAGUCAAUGUGUACUACUCACACUUGAUAAAAUUAUCCUAGUGCACCAAGCAGGCUUCCCCUGCUCCUUAGUUCCUUUUACAGGAACUACUGAAGGGCUAGCAAACAAGAUCUGAGCAGAGAAUUACAAUUAAUAGGAGGCAGCAUGUAAUACAUUUACUAAUGACAUUUUACUGAUGUUAACUAAUAUGUUGCUUGUCAUUCCAGUGCUUACAGAAACAGCUCAGCGACUUCCAUAGGGCAUGAGAUAAAUUACCAUAUGUGCUCAUCCUCCUAUCUAUUAACAUCCCUGGUAACAGAACAAAGGUGAUUGCAACAGCUCUCAAGCCUAACACUACACCUGAGUGUAGUACAUCUAAAGAGGUUAUGAAGGUGAAAUCUUGUUCCCCUUUCAAGAAAUGUAAAGUAAUAACUUGCGCAGUAGAAGAAAAAUAAUCUUUCACGGCUGGGGGAAACCUAAAUUCACCUUCCUAUUUCAACACCUCCCAGUUAUGAUUCCUGAGGGUGCAUUAAAACAAUAGCAAUAUUUGUUAGAGAAAUUUACUGUUGGUGGUAAAAUAAUAAUAAUUAAUAGUGCUAUCUUACAUAGAUGCAGAAAAAAAGAGAUUCAGUUUAUUAAACUUAAGUCUAUCCUGAGGUCUUUUAUCUUAAACUAUUAGUACACUAGAAUUAGAAAUUAUAAGGACAUCACCUAACUCAUGACACAAUGGAGACUUCAUAAAAUGGACUCUCAAUGAAACAUACUGCCUCUGACUCCAAGGUGGUUUGGGUCAUUUCAGUAGGGUACUUCAAUGGGAUUGGGGAAGAGAAUUACAUUGUGUUGGGAUGCCAUUGGCUUCAUUGUGUCCUCUAUGCAGAGCCAGCCCACCAAUGACACAGGAUGAGGCCGAUGCCCUAAGAGAAGUGGCACUGGGGAGGAAGAGGAAGUUGCUUCCCUGCUGCUCCUUUACACAGUGGGGCAGCCAUAGCCACUGGGCAAAGUGGUAGUGGCAGUGGGGCAGUGGCUUCUCUUCCUCUUCAUUAAGGUGCUGCCCCUCUCUGGGCGGUUGGCCCGGGUGAAUAGGCUUGCUGCUUUCAUAGCCUAUGUAUGACAGCAGCAAGCCUAUUCACUCAGUGUCCAAAGAGCAGCAGGCCUAUAGGAGAAGCAAGCUACUGCCCUGGGGCUGCCCUUGCUUUACACAGCAACUACAAGGACCCUACCUUGUAAAGCAGCAGUAGAGCAGCUGCUUCCUCUUCUGCUUUGACACCUCCUCCUACUUCUCUUGCCCACCCAUUCCCUCUGCCCCCCACCCACCUGUUCCUUGAUUUUUUGCCUUGGUCACCUUCUCCACUUUGACUUCAUAUUUCAAAUGUUGCUGGACAACAAUUUAUAUACUGCAUUUAUUAUUAUAUACUGCACCUUAUUAUACCAGGAGCUCAAUGUGGGGUACAUGGGUGCUCCCCCUCAUCAUUUAAUCCCAACAAUCUUGUGAGCUAGCUUUAGGCAGAGAGAGACAGAGAGAAAAUGGCCCAAGGCCACCCAAUGAACUCCAUGGCUGAGUGGGGGUUUGAACUCUGGUCUCCCAGGCCCUAGUCUGCCACUCAUAACCACUACACCACACUGGCUUUUGAGUGUCACGGCAUCUCUGAUCGUAGGCGAUUCCGGCUGAGGGCUGGUGAGUGCUUGGUGCUAUACAUGGAAAUGUUGAUUAUAAUUGCUACCAAGUACUCAGUGCUGUAGAAAUUAAAAUCAUCAUCAUCAUCAUCAUCAUCAUCAUCCUCAUUGCUGGUGAGUGCUUGGUGCUGUACAAAUGUGGAAAAUGUCCUAAUAACGUUGCAUGUCAGGGAGAGUGCAUUUUGUGGUUUGCACAGUAACAAAACAGAACAAAACAACACACACACACACGUUUCAAAGCUCAAAGGUUGGUAAUUAACCAAAGAUUUGUGAGAAGAUAUUUAACAAAAGUGCCAGGCGAGCCUCCCUGGGGAGAGCAUUCCACAAAUGGGGGGCCCCCACAGAAAAGGCCUGUUCUUGUGUUGCCACCCUCUAAACCCUCAUGGAGGGGGCACAUGAAAAAGGGCCUCAGAUUAUGAUCUCAGGGUCUGGGUUGGUUCAUGUGGGAAGAGAUGGUCCUUGAGGUAUUGUGGUCCUGAGUUGUUUCAGACUUUUUUGGUCAAAACCAGCACUUUGAAUUGGGCCUGGAGACUGAUUGGCAGUCAGUGCACUUGUGCCAGGAUUGGUGCAAUAUGCUCAAACUGUCUUGCCCCAGUGAGCAAUCUGGCUGCUGAAUUCUGAACUCAUUGAAGUUUCUGAACUGUAUUCAGCAUGGAUGUUGAAAUCCCCCCAAACAAGCAGUCUAGGAGUCCUGAAUCCCACCUCAGAGACCAGCUCUGUCAGCUCAGGCUGGAAAACUGAUGGGCAGUGAAGUGGAUGGUAAACCAGAAAAAUUCCUAAUCCAACACCAGGAACAAACACUCUAGAUCCCCAUUUAACUGGACACAGAGCCGAGAGAGAGAGGUGGCAUUUCUAUAAGACCAAAGCAACUCCCUUUCCUGACCCUCAAGUCUGCCCUGAUGCUGCCCUGAGUACCUUGGCAGGCAUAGCUGGGUGAGACCAACUCUGCUUUGCUCUCCCACCAAGGUCUCAGUGAUACAUACCAGAUUGACCUCCUCAUCCACAAUCAUAUCAUUGAUGAGGGAGGUUUUAUUGAGAAUCGCCAUGGUAUUCAACAGCAGCAACCACAGAUGCAAGAUCUGGCUAAUAAGACAACCACAAUUCCCUAGGUUGGAGGUGACAAAGUGGUGGCACAAUGUUUUUGUUUCAUCUUCAAUCAAUCCUCAAUGUUUUUCUUCUUCUCAGGCUUCUGUUUGAAAUCUCUCAAAUAUUUUGUUCAGAGUCCCUCAAGGCACAGCCAUUUAAGCUUUGUCUAUGUUGCCAAGAUUAUGAUGGAUAGCUGCUCACCCUUAGAGAAAAGUACCAGGAUUCCCAGCUGUCACUACCAACUGCAGCCAAACUACUAGCUCAAUUACUGACUGAUAUUCUGGGAAGAAGUUCAUAAUGUGAUUAAUCUCUGCUGUAGACACACUCGACCUUUAUGGAUCUAUAGGCUGCUAUAUUUCUGUGAGGUCAGAAUAGAAUCACUGAGGUGGGUGGCUAGCAUUUAACAAAUUCAGCUGAUUUAAGCAAAAGCACAAUUCCACAAUCUACUCAGAUGUAUGUGGAAUCCCCCAGGGCCACCAGUAUCAUUUUUUCCCUUAGGAGCUGGGGGGUGGGGGUUGGACUCCUUAGAGUCCUUCUGAAAAUGAACAAAUAAAAAGUAAAAAUAGCUAAAGCAAUAACGUAAAUAAAUAACAAUAAAAUAAACAAAUAUUUACUUCAACUAUUUACUGUAUAUUCUGCUUAGCACUGUUGUCUAGAAGGUGUAUACAAUACAAUACGUUUACAAAAGAUACACUAAAGAUAAAAGCCGUCAAAUUAUCUACAAAAUCAGAAAACUUUAUUUAAAGUGCCUGCUGAAAGGGGGCGGGGGGAGCUGACCAGGCACUGAAGUUCAACAGGAAGGAGGCCUGUAUGCUUUCUGCCAGGAAGGAUUUCCAUAGAGUUGGGUCCAAGCAAUCUUUCUUCUUCUUCUUUGGCGAUCACUCAUAGCCAAGUAAGAUUGUCUUCCAUAAACAUGGUUUUAACAAUGAGUCCGUAAGUGACCAUGGAGGCCAAUUCUGGAUCCACACAUCAUUCCACAGUGGGGACAUUGGUUUCCGGGUGGGAGUUGAAUGGGGUACUACUAACAAAGACUCCCCUGUAAUGGGGCAGGGAUAUAAGGAAUCAGGUGGUCCUUAAGGUGUCCUUGUAAAUUAAUGCAAGAACUCUGAAUCUGGCCCAGUAGCAUAUAGUCAGCCAGUGCAAGCUUUUAAGCACUGGAGUUAUAUCCUGGCAGUAGUAUAUCCUCAAAAAAGUCCAGCAACAGCAUUUUGCACCAGUUGGAGCUUUCAGAAGGGACCCCAGGGUAGCUCCACAGUAAAUUGCAGUAAUUGGAGUAUUGAAGUUACCAAUGCAUUAAUCACUGUGGCCAGGCUAUCCUUGUCCAAGAAUGUCCAUAUUUGGUGUAAUAGCUAUAGCUGAUAAAAGGAACUUCUAACCACUGAGGCUACCUGAAGCUUCAGCAACCAUGAUGGACUCAGGAGCACUAUGACCCUGUUCUUUCAGAUGGAGUCCAACCCCAUCCAGAACAGGCAACUGACCAAUCUCUAAGACCCAGUAAAGCUACCUACAGUGUCUCUUUUUCCCCAGGAUUCAAAUUUAGUUUAGAUUCGCUCAUCCAAGUCCAUUAUGAAACCAAGACAAUGGUCUAGAUCAGUGGUUUCCAGUUAGGUAAGUACUGCAGAUCCCCUGUUUUUCAAAAGCCAAGCCAUGGAUCCCCCUACUUUUGAAAAGUUGAUAUAUAGUAGUUUUUGUUACAUGAAUGGUGCCAUGGACCCCCUGGGGUCCACAGACCACGAAUUGGGAAACACUAGAUCAUACACAGUUGUUUCUGACUCAGAUGUUAUGGAGAAACAGAACAGAAUACUACUGACAUUUUGCCCAAAUUACUAAUGACCACUCCUGUUGGCUUCAUAUAGAAGUAGAACAUCAUUGAAGACAAGAUCGCUCAUGGCAGCACAGCAUAGUGCAAGGAACAUUUCCCAACACUAUUCACCUAUAGGUAGUAGCCACAGAAUGUGUCCCCAAUAUCAAUUCAGACAGAGCAGGUCUAGGAGGAUACUAUGAUUAUUGGUAUCGAAAGCUGCUGAGAGACUGGGAAGCAGAAACAAAGUUGCCUUCCUUCUGCCCAACUCUCCAUAAUCUGUAUUCUUCAGGAACACCUGCAACAGCUUCACUACUUUCUCCAUCAAUUUAUUCAAGAAGUGAGUAUUUGUGGGAAGUGAGAUAGGAUGUACUACUGCUGCAGGCAUAACUCUUGAAGAAACUAAGAAGUUGAUCACAGCAUUUCAUUGGUCUUAUCUCUUUGGCCAUCUGUAAUGACUUUGUAAACUUCAAUGACUUUGCUGGAGCAACAAUUACCACACCAGGUUCAGUUUGUAUGUUUGACAUUAAAUUGCAAUAAGGUAAUUCCUUUGUUUUUAAAUAAGCCCUCAAAUCACAUUAUACAUAUCCAAAGAACAAUGGAAAAAUCCGAUGGAUGCAUUCCUAUUGCAUUAGAAUCUGUCUCUGGCCUACUCCCCAGGGUUAUAAUUAAUUUAAUUUAUAUGACAGACUACAACUCGAAUACAAUAAAAUAGCAUAAUCAUGAACUCACAGAAGAAACAGGAAUAUAUUCAAGUUUAAGUAAAUAGUGCUUUAAAUGCAUAAAAUCUCUGGAUGAGAUUUCUUGAGAAGUAAAACCUCUUUCCUAAAGUGUCAAGGCAAAAUCUUGUUAAUCUGCUUUUUCUGCUAAAAAUAAGUAUUAAAAGAAAAGAUAAAAGUAAAUUCUCAAAGGGGUUGUUGGCAAAGAAAAUCCCAAGUAAAAGAGAAGUAGUAAAAGAACUAAGAAGCUGAGUGAGGAGGGGCAGCUCCAUCCAAAUCAGCAUAAGAAUGGGCUGUAACAUUUUCUUUUAUUCUCAGAUAGAAGAGGCAGGAAGAUCUCUGAAAAAUAGGGCAGCAAUUCAAUUACAGUGCUUAGUGGGACUUCAGUAAGCAAUCUGAAGCACUUCAAUAAUGUUAUAAAAUUUGUAGAAUACUCAGACAGUGUAAGCUAUCCAUGUCUACUUAGAAGUAAGCCUCAAUGAAUUAAAUGGGAUCUACUCCCAGGUAAGUGCAAAGCAAUUAUAGACUACCUAUUUACCAGGAAGUAAAUCCCACUGAAAUCACUUAAACUUAUUUCUCCAUAGCACUGUUAGGGUUAUGCUGCUGAGAUACUAGCUUGAAGCAUUUAUUUAUUUAUUUAUUUAUUUAUAAUGAAUUAAAUAGGAAAACUGCACUCUUACUAUGAUGUUCAGUGGGGCUUACUCCCAAGUUCCUAUGAUUAUUAUUAAUUUCAUUUCUAUACCAUUUUAUUUACCGGUAUUUAUUUUAAAAAAUACUAUCGGAGUGGUUUACAGCACAUUAAAACAUAAAAUAAAACAAUCCAGAAUAAAACAUUACUGAAGAAAGUCAAGUAUAAAGUAUACAUUCAAAACAACUUAAUUAACAGGACUAAAAUAUUAUCAUAUGCCUGUCUUUGUCCAGGCAUUAUUAUCAUUUUAUUAUCAUUUAAAAAGCAGAGACAUCACCUUGCCAACAAAGGUCCGUAUAGUAAAAGCCAUGGUUUUCCCAGUAGUGAUGUAUGGAAGUGAGAGCUGGACCAUAAAGAAGGCUGAUCGCCGAAGAAUUGAUGCUUUUGAAUUAUGGUGCUGGAGGAGACUCUUGAGAGUCCCAUGGACUGCAAGAAGAUCAAACCUCUCCAUUCUUAAGGAAAUCAGCCCUGAGUGCUCACUGGAAGGACAGAUCGUGAAGCUGAGGCUCCAAUACUUUGGCCACCUCAUGAGAAGAGAAGACUCCCUGGAGAAGACCCUGAUGUUGGGAAAGAUGGAGGGCACAAGGAGAAGGGGACGACAGAGAAUGAGAUGGUUGGAUGGUGUUCUUGAAGCUACCAGCAUGAGUUUGGCCAAACUGAGGGAGGCAGUGGAGGACAGAAGUGCCUGGCGUGCUCUGGUCCAUGGGGUCACGAAGAGUCGGACACAACUAAACGACUAAACAACAAAAUAUUAUCAUAAGCUCAGACCAUACCUGCUGCUGUUGCUGUUAAUCCUGCCAAUGGUGGUUCAUGGCGGGCAGUGGCUGUGGAAGCUCAAGCUUGAUGACUUGGGUCUGUUCUAGCUGGAGGGAGUCAGUCAGGGCCCUGCCCUCCCAGCCCAGGCGGAAAAAGGCCUGCAAGGCAGGGAGCAGGUCAUCUAGCAUGGAUGCUUUCCUCAAAACUCCUGCAUUGCAGGGGAUUGGAUUAGAUGACCCUAGGGAAACCCAGCCAGGGGUAUAAAUAAUAAAUUAUUAUUAUUAUUAUUAUUAUUAGGAUACCUUCCAACUCUAAAAAUCGAUGGCUCACAGCAAAGAUGGUCUGUAUAGGAUUGCAGAUUUGGUAAUAAUCUGUAUUUCAGAUUUUUGUAUUUGUUUUCUGCUUAAAACAUAAAACAUGUUUACUCCAAUGGAACACUCUAGCACAUUUAUUAGAACUAUCCCAGAAUAAUUUCAAAGUCUAUUCUUUUAAAUUUGUUUUUGACAUUUUUAUUGUAAACCACCUUAUAGGGCCUUUCCCUAAAGUAAGGGGUGGACAUUGUGGUAGCCUCUACUUGUAGCAGAGGUAGCUGCAUGAGGCCGGAGGAACAUAGGCCAGCUGUGAGGCCGCUUCCUGCAAGGCCCUUUCACCUGGCCUGGGGGGGGCACACUCACCAACCCUACUGAAGAGGCUCCUCAUGAGGCCGGAGGAACCUCACAAGGUUGUCAUAUCGACCAAUAAUACAGAUGAUAAUGCAACCUAAAACCUAAAGGAAUAGUGUUUUGAACCACAUACCUUUUACCAGUGAUUCUUUCAUCUGCUAGUACUCCUGCACACUCCAGACUCACAGCCUAACUCUGGCUUUGUUCGCAGCCUGUUUUGUCUUCAAAAUAUCUGCAAUGUUAUAGGGCUGUGCUCUCCAGCCCAAGCUGACUCAACUCCUACAGCUUACUGUUCAGAAUACAGCUAUGUCUGUUAAAGGAAGAAUUCUUCCCACUACAUCCAUGUGCAUAAGCUCUGUCAUGUUGCUAAUGGAGAGCUUUGUUCUCUGGCCGUGAAAGAGGCAUCUGAAACAAGACAAUGACCCUGUCUUCCUGCAUGGCAGGAGGUGCAGUGUUUUUAAAGACAUGCUUCCUCACACCUUAACAGGGGGCAGGGAGUGGAUCUAAACUGCUGCAUAAGUGGUUCUUUCUUCCACAUAUGUUUUACAGCAGGGGUUCCCAAACUGAGGCAUGCCCACAAAUUUCCAUUCAGGUGGCUCACAGUGCAUCUGCAUCAAAGAUUCAUAUUGAUUUCUAAUUGUAGGUAAAAUUCUUAUUUUAUUUCAUAUAUUCGAUGGCACUCAGUUUCAAAACAAGAAAUGUAAAUACUCUCCCUCUGCAAAGUUAGUUAGGCCAAGUGGGGCUGCCCAGGAACAGCAGAGGAGGAGGGCUGACCAUUAUUACAGAGGCAAUUGGCGCCUCUGCUCGCUCGCUCUUCUCUUUGGGCAGCUUGACGGGGAAGAAUGGAUGUCCGGAAAAAGCACAUAAGCAAAUGAAGAGCAAGAUCAGCUUCCACUCCUGCUGUAGCGCCCAAAGAGGAGGCUGCUCGGUUGCGGGAGCCUCCACACACUCCACCUUCUCUGUGUGGUGCCCUAACAGCGUUCAGUCGCUCCUGUGCUCUUUGUACGCUGAGAAGAAGAGGAGCAGGGACCCAAUCCAAGACAGGCGGCCAAGGCCACCUUAUGCAUUGGGGCGGGCGGCAGCCAGGCCGCCAGACUUCACCUUCAGGAAGGGCCGCGGUGCAGCAGACGCAUCUGAGGCACCGCCUGGCAGGGCUCCCUGGUUAAAGACCCUGGUCCCAAACUCCGAAGAGCCGCUGCCAGUCAGUGACCACAAUGCUGAGCUUGAAUGGGCCAAGGGUCUGAACUCGGUGUCAGGCAGCUUCCCAUGUCCCACCUUGGCUCAAUAGUAACCCCCAAAGAGGGGAGGCGGAGGCAGCACAUGGCGAAGGGCUCUUAUUCUGGCAGGUCGAGAGAGAGAGACGCUCGAGCGGGACUCCACCGAGGACCACGAGGCAAGCGCCGCCCGCGGGAUCCCCGCUGCGUGUGCGAGCGAGAGAGCCGCUCGAGGGAGGCGCGGCGCUGACGCGGCCGAGGGGGCGGUUGCUUGUGACACUGAAAAGCUGGAGGCGCGGGGAGCACAAGAUGGCGGCGGCUGCUGCUGGCGGGCGCUGGCGCCGGGGACGAGGGCUGCGCGAGGGGCUGAGCGGCUGAGCGGGAGCGCGCCGCAAGCAGAGGGACAUGGCUCGAGCCGGUCCGGUGAGAGUUGGCGGGCUCUGGCGCACCCAGGCGCUCCGGGAGGCGGGGCGGGUGGCGGGGCGUGGGGGGUCCGGUCGGGGGCAGCCGGGGGAUGCCAGGCGCUCCGAGAGCGAGGCAGCAGCCCGUUACUUCUUCCAAGUAGUGUCCUCCGCUGCUCUUCCCGUCACCCGGGAAGCCCCCGCUCCCGAGCUGGGGUUUUGGCGCCUCUUCGAAGGAGCCGGGAAGGAGAAACUUCUCUCCCUCGGCUUCUUCGCCAUCCCGUCGAGAGGCUCCUUCCCUUAACCUGGGACGAGAAAGAGGGGGCUCGGAGGCGCCCCUCGGAGUGCUGGGAGUCCCGGGGGCGCUGGUCGGGGGCGCUGGAUUAGCUGCAUCCUUUUAAAUAAUUGCGAGUGGACUGGUUCCCCGAUGUGCAUCUUGAUUCACGCGCGCACAAAUGUUUUAUAGGUAACUUGCUCGUGUGGAGACGGUCCCCAUAUUAUCGGCCUCCAUAGGUUAAAGCCGGUUCUGGAUGACUAGACGUUUUCGUUUUGAGAUGGUGGGAUAGGAAAGAAGUGUGUUAAAAACUUUUUAUGCUGUGGAAAUGGGUGUCUAGCUUUUACUUCUGCCUUGAUUUAUUUAUUUAUUUUAAAGGGAACAGAUUUCUGCGGACCUGUUGAGAUGUUUACUUUCAGAGAUGUGACUCUUAUCUUUCAAAGGAAGCACUUGUUGCACCUGGAAUAGGUUUGUAGUGGCUUUUGAAAGUCGAGGUUAAUACACUCAGUAUGUUGUCACUUCCUCUGAAUUAAUAAGUCUCAUCUUACUUACAUCCAUCCUUCCUUACAUAUUUCUUGUAUUUUGGAAGUUGGCACCUGCAACCUCAUUGAUCUGGAAUACUUCCUGUUGGUAAUAGCUGGCAUAGAUUAGGUGAACAGAUUAGAAGAAAGAUAAAUAGGAGAAACUUGACUAUUUACUGUCCCUUAACUAUCCUGAUUGAGAAUACAAAGGGCUACUAAAUAUAUCUUAAGUGAUCUUGAUUAUGCACCUGAAGGCUGUGUCUGCAAACACAAUUUCUUAAAGAACAUCCACUGAUAGGAGUAUCACAAAUGAAUGUGUUUAAAAAAAAAGCUAGUGACCAGAAUCAGUAGAGGAAACAUUUUCUUAAUAAAUCUUAUAUGAUUUAUAAUAUCAUUCUUAGAAUAAGCAUCCACACUUGGCCCCACACUUGAACUCUUCUGUUGUGUUGAGUAACUGACAAUAAGGCAUACCUUUUGAAUCUUUGUUACUUAGGGUUUGUGUGCAUAAAACUCAUUGAAAAAGUAUCAGAAGAUAAUGGGAGGGGGAAAUCUAUGAAACAAUGUGAACUAGUAGAUUUCCUAAUAGGUCAGCAUGGAGCUGCAGUUAAAUGUAAAUUGGAGUGAAACAAAACUGUAUGCAAAAAAGCCAGCCUAUUAUUUACAGAAUUUUGGGUUAACAGUGAUUAUGUAGAAAGGAGUACUGCAUGUAGUAUAUUUUACACAAAAGUUUGUGACUUUAAUGAUGGCAAGUGAUUAUAAUGCUAAAAGGUUGAGAUUUGUUAAGUUUUUAUGUACUUAAAUUACUUUGGUAGUGCAUGAACUUUAUUACAUGGAAAGGUCAUGAAGAUCUAGGUUUCAGGGUGCAGUCUUAACUUCACAUACCUGGGUGUAAGCCACUUUGAAUUUAGUUCUGAGUAGACAUAGUUAGGAUUGCAGCCAAAGAAACACUUUUCAUUGUAAGAAGUAAAUGAUUGUAGUAAGAUGUUAAUUCCCCCCUAUACCCCCACCUUUCCCAGCCUAUCUGAGAGUAAGCCCCAUUGAAUUCAAUACAACUUACUUCUGACUAGACAUAGUUAGGAUUGUGCUGUUAGGCUGUAAUCCUAUACAAACUUAACUGGGAGUAAGUUCAUUGAAUUCACUGGGGCUUACUCCUAAUGUAUAGAACUGGACUGCUAAGAUGCAAUUUUAAAGUACUAGACAAGAUUUAUCAUGUAUUGGUUAUACAUGCUAACAUUCACCAUUUAAUUUCUACUACACAGCUCUUAACAUUUGUAACUUACUUUCUGUGCUUGACAUCUGCACUGCACCAGUUUGGGAAUUGUUCCUUUAAACAAUGUGAUGCUUAGUGAUGAAAAUAAUUUGAGUCCUGUGUGUAAAUACUGAUUUAUGAUAGUAGGAGUUCAUAUUUUUUGACUUGCAUCUAGCACUGAGUGCCUAAGUUAAGCUACUGCAUUUGUAUUUAACUUUCUACUUCAUAUUAAAAAUUCCUGUUCUGUGAUUAUUUAAUGAUGUGUAGAGGCCAAAGAAGGAAUGAUUACUUUUUACUUUUGCAUUUUGUCAGUGAGGUAGGACAGCAGGUAGAAGGACUGUAUUUAAAGUGAAAUGAUAUAUAUUGAGGCUAUUUGCUCAGUUAUUUCAAAAUUGUAUUUAAGACAUGAGCCAGAAAACCUUGAUGUACAGGUAUUCUGUUUAUUUAACUGUAGGAAAGCAUUUUUGUUGCAUUUUUAUAUUCAUUUUUUUACUCUUGCAUUAGAAUCUACAAUGAAAAGACUUAAGAAUUUUGGACUUUUUAGUUAACAAAAAAUGGCUAAAGGUAGAAGGGAAAGAAAGAAUCUAAUAAUUAUCAGGGUGAUUUACACAUAAAAUGGCAUAAUGCACAUCUUAUUAAACUAUGUUCAAUUAUGCCUGGUGGCUGAAUGAGAAAAAGUAAGCUGAGCUUGAGUCCCAACUGUUUGUAAGUUGGACCCCAUGAGGGAAAAUUCAGCAAAUUGUCUGUGGUGCAAAAUCUAAGGGUGACCAGGGGUGCCUUUUAUCAAUGGCCCUUUAAACCGGCUGUGUUGUUUUUGUUUGUUACUAUGUUAUACAUAUUUGUGUUUUUAUAUUGUAAACCUCCCUAUGAUCCUCGGGUGUAGGGCGGUAUAGAUAUUGAAUAAAUAAUAAUAAUUUUAUCAACUCCGACUGUUGACAGGAGCUGCUGUUGUCCCUGGACCAGAAUAGUUUGAGCACAGUAGGCCAAGCAUUGGUAAAGUCAUGGUUGAAUUAUUACAGUGUGCUCUAUGUGAGGCUUUCCUUGUGCUUGAUCUGGAAACUACAGUUAGUACAGCAUGCUGCAGCACAAUUGCUGACAGGAGUAAGAUCCUGUCAACAUAUAAUACUUCUGCUCACAGAACUCUCCUGGCUUCUGGCUUGUUUCAAUUAGUAUAUAAAACCGUCAACUCUUUUACUUGAAGUAUUGCCACUCCAUAUGUGCCUACUUGACCUCUUCAAGCUGUGGUACUGGCAGUUUUACAAGUGCCAUAUAAUAUCCAUUCUGCACUUGGGAGGAAAAUAUUUUAGUAUGUGUCAGCAUCUAUGCUCUGGAACUCUGUGCCUAUCAAUAUCAGGCAGGUGUCUUCAUUGCACUGUUUUUUGUGGGGGUUUUUAUGCCUGCUAAAAACCUCCUUGUUUAAGGAAGCCUACCCAGACAUGUAAUUUAAUUAUGUUUAUUGUUCUUAAGAUUCUGUUGAUUUUUAUCAGCAUUUUAAAGCCUGAUUAUUAUUAUUAUUAUCAGUAUUUAAUUAUAAAUAUUUUAUACUAAUUAAUGUACACUGCUUAGCUAAUUAAAAAAAGUGUUUCUAAACUGAGUUUUUAAAAUGCUAUGUUUAUGAAGUUGUAAUUCAGUAGAUAGGAAUAGGUGCAACGCUGAACAGAAUGAUAUGUGCUAAUGAAACAAUGGGAGUAUCCAGUAAAGUUUGACUCCUUGUCAGGCUAAAGUUUCAUAAUCUUCCUUUACAAGGGCACAUGGGGCUUGUUUGUCAUGGUAUACAGAUGUAGUGACAAGUGUAAGUGCUGUGCCCCAUCCUAAUAUUUGUCAGUGGACCACCUUGAGCCGUGAUUUAUUAAAUAGAUGUGUCUUAAACUGAUGCUUCAUGCUGAUUAGGGCAAAUUUUCAGAUAGACGGAAAAGGUUCUGCCAUACUGAAUAAUUUAUUCCUAUGGGGAACAAUUUUGACAUUUGGCGUAAGGAGGAACAUGAUAAAGGUGUGUACAGUUAUGCAUUAAGUGAAGCAGGUGGAUAGAAAUAAGUCCCCCCCCCUCUUCCUUUCAUAGUAUUAGAACCCAGGAUCAUGUAGUGAAGCUGAGUGUUGGAAGUUACAGGACAAAAAAAGGAAGUAUUUCACACAGUCCAUAGUUAAGACAUAGAAUUCACUAUCAUAAGAUGGAUUGUAGGCUGCCAACUUGGACAGCAUUAAAUUGGGGUUAGACAAAUUCAUAGAAUCAUAGAGUUGGGAGAGGGACCCCAAGGGUCAUCUAGUCCAACAUCAUGCUAUGGAAUGGAGGAAAACUGCCAUCAAUGGUUACAAGGAAUGAUUGCUUCUGUAUCUAAGCUGGUAUGCCUCUGAGGCCAGUUGUUGUAGAGGAUGAGUGAGGAGAGUGCUGCUAAGUUCAUGUCCUGCUUUCAGGUUUGCUGGGGGCAUUUGGCUGGGCACUCUGAGAACAGGGCGCUAGACUAGGUGGGUCUUUGAUCUGAUUCAGCAGAUUCUUCUUACGUCCUAAAAAAAGCUGAAGCUAACUUUUGUUUCUGCUUGCAGGUCAAAAUGCAAAGACUGAGAAACCCUUUGGAAGAUGAAUUUCUGUAGCAUUUCAUUAACAUUAUAGUAUUGAGAAUGGAUAAGUGUAAACAUGUAGGAAGACUUCGGCUUGCCCAAGACCAUUCCAUUGUAAAUCCUCACAAGUGGCAUUGCAUGGUAUGCAAUACUACAGAAUCUGUAUGGGCCUGCCUCAGCUGCUCACAUGUUGCUUGUGGAAGAUACAUUGAAGAACAUGCACUAAAGCACUUUCAGGAAAGCAGUCAUCCAGUGGCAUUAGAAGUGAAUGAGCUGUAUGUUUUCUGCUACCUUUGUGAUGACUAUGUUCUUAAUGAUAAUGCAACUGGUGAUUUAAAGCUGUUGCGAAGUACAUUAAAUGCAAUCAAGAGUCAGAAUUAUGACUGUACUACUCGCAGUGGCAGGAUUUUGCGAUCGAUGGGCACAAGUGAUUACCUUUCCCAUAAUAGUGCUCAAGCCUUGCUUCGUAAUCAAGACCGUAUGUUCACAGCUCUAUGGCACAGGAGGCAUGCAUUAAUGGGCAAAGUUUUUAGAUCUUGGUUUGAACUGACACCAAGUGGGAAAAGGGUUUUAGAAGAAGAGAAGCUAAGGGAAGAAGCAGAAGAAAGAAGGAUCAAUGCUAAGAAGAAAAGAGAAGAGAGAAAGCGCCAGUUGAAAGAAGAAAUGGAAAAAAUGCCUCCAAGAAAGAGCUUUCGCUUGCAAAAUCAAAAUAAGGAAUCCUCAAAAAUAUCACUCUAUGCACUAAAAAUGUCACAGAAUUUGGACUCUGCUGUAGAACUGAAAGUAACAGCUACCUCAGAUGAUGUAAAAUUAAAAAAAAUUAAUGACUCUCCAGUUAAACGAAGGCCUACUGUGACUCCUGGUGUAACAGGAUUACGCAACUUGGGAAAUACAUGUUAUAUGAACUCUGUUCUCCAGGUAUUGAGUCAUUUGCUCAUAUUUCGGGAAUGUUUUUUAAAGCUUGAUUUGAACCAAACUCAAGAGUUGUUAGCAGCUGCAGCCAAUGGCAAAACAAGAUCAUCUUCUAAGCAUUCUCCAUCUGCCGGCUCUAUAUUUCAUGUGAACAAAAGUCAAUUUAAGGACAAGGAGUCUUCUGCAAGACGAUCUAGUGUUUCAUCAGGCUUAAGUGGUGGAGCGUCAAAUAGCAGAAAUAUGGAACUUAUUCAGCCUAAGGAGCCAAGCUCAAAGUACAUUUCUCUUUGUCAUGAGCUGCAUACAUUGUUUCAAGUCAUGUGGUCUGGCAAGUGGGCUUUGGUAUCUCCAUUUGCCAUGCUCCAUUCUGUGUGGAGACUAAUCCCAGCUUUUCGUGGUUAUGCCCAGCAAGAUGCUCAGGAAUUUCUCUGUGAACUUUUGGAUAAAGUACAGCAAGAAUUGGAGACAGCUCGUACAAAAUGCCCAGCCCUCAUCCCCACUUCUCAAAGGAAACUCAUUAAACAGGUUUUGAAUGUGGUCAAUACAAUUUUUCAUGGACAGCUCUUAAGCCAGGUAUGUUGUGUUGCAUUCACAAAGCUCUGCAGUGAUUUAAAAUAUUAAUGUAAAUUAAUGGGUCAAAAUGAAGACUCGUUUUACUGUUAUCACUGGAGGGGGGUGUAGUCACUUUUAAUAAAUAUUUUAAAUAAAUAUAUUGCCUUCAUGAAUUAUGUAAAUUAAGUGUCAGAAAAUAACUUUUUAAAGAACGCACAAUAUAGAAUACUGUCAGAUACAGAAAGGUACUGAUUGUCGGUAGUUACAGCUAUUCAUUUAUUUCAAGCUUGCAAGAAGACAUUAAGUUGGAGGCUAAAGGUAUGGCUGUUGGAAGGGAGUAUCUCCAUUACUCUUCCGGAGAGCAUACUGAUCAUUCAUGGCAUGACCAUAUCAGAGUGCUACUAAACCAACAUCUAAACCAGCUUUCCUUUCUACAGUAUUUUAAUUAUUUUCUUUAAGCACUGAUAAAAUUAAACAGCAUAAUCUACUACUCCAGGAGAAAAAAAUAGAGUAAUUAUUAGCCUCUUAUAAAUCAGACACUUUUUAUGUGUAGUAAAAACAUGCAACUUGCUGCAGGUUGUUGUGAUUUGAGACCCAUACUAAGAUAAUUGAGAUCUGGAACAUGGGGCUUUCCGGUCAAAGCUGACUUAAAUUUCCAUCACUGAAUUGGGAUGUUUGUAUAAUGCAUGCCAGUAGAAUAAGUGUCUGCAGCUGUUAUAACUUUUCUACUUCAUACGCAGUAAAAAUCUAAUGAUUUAAAUUCACAUGUAUUUGAUACUUUGCUGUAUAUGAAAAUGUACUCAUCUAGAAGAGUUAAUCUAAUCAGCCUUCUGUCAGCUUGAUUUUUAUCUUUAAGGAAGUGAGAGUAAUAGCAUUUCAAGCAAUUUUCUGCACAAUUCACUGAUCUCAGAGCAUCACCACUGAUUUUACUGGGACUGCUCUGGUCUGUUAAUUGCAACUAUAAUAACUUAUCAGAAUGCCCUCUGUAAUUUUGAUGUGCGGAUUCCUAAAUGGUAUUAAAAAUACUACCGGGAGCUUGUAAGUACUUACUGUAUUUUGUGGUAAUUCAUGUACAGAAGCCUGUACACAGGAGAACCUUGCUUGAGUCACUAACAUUCCCAUCAUCCCUGACCACUGGUCCUGUUAGCUAGGGAUCUGGAGGGCUGAGUUUGGGGAUGCCUGCCCUAUGGAGUUGAACUGCUUGGGUUUGGAAACUUCACCUGGGCCCACAGUUUCACAGUCAGCAUAAUAAUGCAAUUGCACUAUUGUUCUAUCCCUAGAUUUCAGCAGUUUGAUUAAUCAUUGAGGGGUAUUUUACUUCUUGUUCCGCUCCUCUCAUUUGCUUUACCUUGCAUUUGCUAGUUUUCAGCUACUUUAGACUUGUUUCCUAGAAACCUUUGCACCAUACCCAUGAAUGCCCACUUAAUUUUCCCUUUCAAGAUACAUUGUUUCAUUACCUGUAUAUAAAAAAUUGUAUCUUUUGCCCCCCCACUGGAAAUACUAAAAUGACUACAAUAUAAAUAUUAAGACUCUCUACUAAUGAAACACAUUAAACUGGUAAUAUAUAAAAUAUUUAUUGAUAGAAUAAUAACAGCAUUAAUUACAGUGGAAAAUAACAAAGAGCAUCACAUAUCUGGCUUUUUUACAGUGCUUUUCAGAAUUGGGGCCCUAGUUGAAAAGCAUUUUUCAAUUAACUAUGGAGAAAGAAAAAUCACUAUGAACAGCUCUCAGGAUGGGUCAUGUAAACUGAAAUGAAGGGUCAAAUGGAAGGACAUCAACUGUCACUGAGCUGUAAUUUUACAUUUUUUUAAAAAAUGUAAUCAAUUUAAAGAUGAUGAUGAGGCUUUCAAGAGCAACAAAGCAGCUAAGGCCACAGUCCUAAUCCCCUGAACCCCAGCAACAGGGCUUCAUGCAGGCAGCACUGCAUCCAUAGUCUCAGUGUUUGCGCUGGCCAAUGCCACUUCGUUGCGACAGUUCCCACCAUGGAUUGGGCCCGUUGCCGUUGCUUGACUGCAGCAGAUCUCAUGUUGGUCCAGUCCAUCCCCAAAAUGCCCUUCUUCAUCAGUCGAACUAACCAGAGCUGGGCAGGGGGACCCCUCCCACUCUGUCCAGACCCCCUCCAGUGUGAAGGAUUGGGGUUUUGGAUUGCUCCACCCCUCCUCUUCACAUCUGCAAUAUGUAUGCACAUUCACUUGCAAAAGAAGGGAGGGCUAGAGAGUCAAAUUAAGUGGGGUUUUUUGUCUUGACAGGUAACGUGUCUUGCGUGUGAUAAUAAGUCUAAUACUAUAGAACCCUUCUGGGAUCUGUCACUGGAAUUUCCUGAACGAUACCACUGCAAUGGAAAGGAGACAACCUGUCAGCAUCCAUGCUUGUUGACGGAAAUGUUGGCCAAGUUUACAGAAACUGAAGCAUUGGAAGGAAAGAUAUAUGCCUGUGAUCAGUGCAACAGUGAGUAAAGGCAGCAUGUACUUGGGCACCUGACUUUCAUGUAACAUGUGGCCUAGCUUUGGUUAAGAGCAUAGAUACUGCCAGUACAUUUUUAACCACCACAAUCAGAAAAAUUACCUCUUAUUUGUGCAUCUGUUAAAUGUGCAAAACAAGGUGUGAACAGUCCCUUGAGCUCACAGUAUAAGGUCAUAUGAUAUAUAAAGGUAAUCUCAAGGAACAAAACUAUCAAUCUACAUUUGUACCUUUUUUUUUAGUAUUUAUAUCAUCUGCUCAUCUCAGGAUUGCAUCAGUACAUUAUCCAUACUUCACUGGAGCUCAUCGCGUUUUACACCAACAUAUACACCUGUAAUAAGGGUUUUCUGGAAUUUUUUGAACUAAAUUGCAUUGAAAUGUAUUAUUUAGAAAAUUUUCAUUUCAUAAAAUUUUCUGAUGCCCUAAUUUGGUUUAUUUUAUUUGCUUAUAGUAAACAAGUCUAGAAAUUCUGAAAAUGCCAUGCUUUCCUAAUUAUUUGCAAUUGGUAUCAAUCAAUUCACAAACUUAAGUUUUUUUCUGCAGAAAAUCUUCAACCCCCACAUAACUGAUAUAAAGUUGUAUAUUGAAUGUUCUUUAAGUUCAAGUAAUGUUUCCACAAUAUAUCUCCAAAAUGGAUUCCUGCUAAGCUGACUGUACACACAGAAAUUCUUCUAAACCAAUGCUUAGUUGAGAAGCUCUAGUCUAGACUGAGGCAACCUAUGUUUGGCAUGUAUUAUCCAAAGUGCAUUGAUUUAUUUUUUCUACAACUUGCAUCUAUUGUGAAUAUGAGUGGAGGAUUUUCUUUUUCUUGUCAUAGCAAAACGAAGGAAGUUUUCUUCUAAGCCCAUUAUACUCACAGAAGCACAGAAGCAACUUAUGGUAUGCCGACUACCUCAAGUUCUGCGGUUACACCUUAAGCGGUUCAGGUACUGUAGUGAACUACCUUUGCUAUCAUAUUAAGGAAAAUGGGCUGGCAACCUUCUCUCAAUGUUUUUUUUUUAAAAAAAUAGAUCUGUAUAUUUAGUCAGAUUAUAAAGAAUGCUUCUUGAGAUUACAAUAAAAAUGUGCGCUCCACCCAGAACCCAAGGGAUAUUAUGCCUGUUAUCGAUACUGGUUUGCAUUAAAGGAAUUUGAUGACGCUUCUGACAAUGAUUUGAACUGGUGUGAAUAUUGAGGUGUUCCUGAACAUUUCAGGUGCUCAAGGAAUGAAGUUGUCAGUAUCCAAAUGUUAGCAGCCUGUCUUCUGUGAGGCAAAGUUGUUUGACUUAAAUUAAGACCUUGUAUAUGCCUCAGGGACAAGAAACACCACUGUGAAGCAAAUUUUAAGUGGGAAGAGACCCUAGGAAGCAUAGAGUCUAUAGGAAAGACAGAUGCUUUGUAAAUUACAAAGCAGGGAAUAAUUCCCUCAGAUUUUCUUGUUACUUCUAGGGAAUGAUUGGGGAAGGCACAGCUGGAGAAAUUCUCCCUUCUAUGAAACUUUUAAAUGGCCCUCUCAUAGUCUGUGACUGGAAAUCCCUAAGGAACCAGUGGCAUUAGAGAAAAAUAUUUUACAGUGGUACCUCUGGAUGCGAACAGGAUCUGUUCCGGAGCCCCGUUCGCAUCCUGAAGUGAACGCAACCCGUGUCUGCCGCCUGUGCGUGUCGUGAUUCGCCGCUUCCGUGCAUGACAUCAUUUUGAGCGUCUGCGCAUGCGUGAGUGGUGAAACCCAGAAGUAAUGCAUUCCGUUACUUCUGGGUCGCCGUGCAGCAUAACCUGAAAACGCUCAACCUGAAGCAUAUUUAACCCGAGGUAUGACUGUAUUUAUCAAUUGGGUUUGAACAAACCAGUCACAUUUGUCACAGGGAGUGGUUGUGGUUGUGAGGGAACCAACUGCUGCACUGGACAUUAAGAAAGCAAUUUUUCAGAUACAAAGGAGUGUCUUGCAAAUGAGGACUUGAUCUAGUGGGAAUAAGUUACAGGAUUAAAAGAAACCUCCAACAGAAAGUGUUCUACAAUGAAACUAAUAAUCUGUAAGAGUGUUGGACUCUCUCUCACUUGCGGUUCUCAAGUAGCGACCGGAAAGACUAUUAUUGUGGAUUCUCCUAACUGUGAAUUUCCUGCACUUUGCAGACGGCAGGACUUAGCCUACAAGGUGCCCUAGAAUUAUGAUUCUGUAACUGCUUCCACACUGUAAGAGAUACACAAACUCACAGGCUUUAGCCCACAAAUAGAGAUUUUUAAACUUCCAGUUAUGUUGAAGGUACCCUACAGAACAAGAAAUAGAAAAUAACCUUUUUAUACUUUUCAUCACCCAAGAUGGUCAGGACGUAAUCAUCGUGAGAAGAUUGGUGUGCACGUCAGCUUUGAUCAGACGCUCAACAUGGAGCCCUAUUGCUGCAGAGAAUCUCUCAAGUCCCUUGUUCCAGAUUGCUUUACCUAUGACCUGUCUGCUGUUGUGAUGCAUCAUGGGAAAGGUUUUGGCUCAGGACACUACACUGCCUAUUGCUAUAACUCAGAAGGAGGUACAAACAAAUUUGAAUUUGAAAUCCAAUUUAAGCUUGCCUUUUAGAUACAGUGGCUUGCACUGCCACAACAGAAGGGUUAUAUUCGACAUAUUGUUAAAGAGAAGGUUCCAUCAGGGCAAGGAUUUCUUUGUGCAACUGUAAUGCCCCCACCCCACCGUAUUCCCUUUAAAUCUUUUCUGGGGUUUCUCCCAAUCCCAUAAAGUAGUUUUUUGGGUGGUGCAUGGGGCAGGGAGUCCCAUUGUGCUAGUGCUAAUCAUUUUGCCAGCAUGAAUAUUUCAUUGAAUAUUUCAUUCCCUAAACUCAAUACAUUUAAGCAGGGGAAUCUUAUAAAAUUGUAAUGAAUGCUGCACAAAGAGGCCAUCCUGUCAUUUGGACAUUUCUGCAUAUAUCCUUUUGGUUGGGGGAGUACAGCUAUUUCUGUGUAAAAUGUAGUAUUCUUAUAUUGCAAUACAUAAAAUCCUUUGAUCUGUUACAAGAACCAGUGCUGCAAUACUUUUAUUGCUCUUGUCUUCUAGGAUUCUGGGUUCAUUGCAAUGAUUCCAAGCUCAACAUGUGCACUAUGGAAGAAGUAUGCAAGGCCCAGGCCUACAUCUUGUUUUAUACUCAACGAAUUACUCAGGCAAAUGGACACUGUAAAGUUUCAGCUCUUGACUCACCAUCUGGAAAACAGCCAAAUACUGAGGUUAAUUGUUCCAGUGCAGAUAGUAACAGCUAAUCCAAAGCCAAUUUAAUAUGUACAGUACAAGUCUGAGAGUUGUCACUUGUACAUGUGUUGAGAUGAGUAAGUGCAGUAUUGUACAAUGUAUCUUCAUACCCUUUUGUACUAGCUGAAAACUUGUUUUGGGGAAUUUUUUUUUAGUAUAAAUACUUUUUAUUGAUGGUAGUUAACUUCCAAAAUUAUUAGGAUAUCUGUAUAGCUAUUUUUUUAAAAGAAAUUUGCCAUUUGAAUUGUUAAAUCUUACCUCAAGCUGUUUCUCAGCAUUUUUAUAUUUUGAUAUUUUGGUGUAGAAAAAUAGAUAAGGAAUUUUGGUGAGCAACUUGUGUAAUUUUGGAUUUUUUUUUAUAAAAAAUGUGCAUUUUAUACCAUGUUUCCUGAAGUACCAGUCAUUGCAGGCAUAUGUCUUGCUUCCACAGAAUUUUUUUAAAAAAGAUGGUAUAAAAUGUAGAACUUUGCUUUCCACUCUGAACUGAAAAGUCCUGCAGAGAGCAAAAUACAACUCUGCUUCCUACCUCCAUUUGGUAAACCAUAUUAUCUACUCAGUCACUAGGUCCUGGGGAGAAGCAACAAGAUAUUUAUUCGGUGUGUGCAACUGCUCAGUGCUAGGGGAAGAAUAACUAGCAAAUUAUUACUCCUCUCAACUGUAUCAAUAAAACACCCCAAAUCUGAUAGUGCCCUCAC
Molecule: messenger RNA, 24837 nt
Organism: Podarcis lilfordi (Lilford's wall lizard)
Lineage: Eukaryota; Metazoa; Chordata; Lepidosauria; Squamata; Lacertidae
Source: the annotation of a GenBank genome assembly